CUGCAUUUUGACUCUCUCUCUCUCUCUUUCGCUUUCUCUCUCUCUCUCUCUCUCUCUCUCUGCAAAGACGCCUUUUUGAGUGGUGCGAGCUCUCUCUCUCUCUCUCUCUCUCUCUCCAUCUGGGUCGCACUCUCUCUCUCUUCUUUCUCUCUCUCCGGUGUGGAUUCGGUUCGCGGCGCGGAACUUCUCCAGGUUCAUCAGCGGGAGCUAUCGUGGCGAUCUGUGUAGGAAGAACGGGAAGAAGCAGAGCAGCAUGCGGUGGUGGAGCCUGUCGCUUGAUGUAUUCCGAAAAGCCAUCUCUCUGAACCUGUUCUGUAGGGUUAUUCUGUAACUUUCGCUUUGUGUAACACUCCCGAGAUUGUGAUUUUCUCUCGCCUGCCCCGUUUGUCAGUAAACAUCGCUUUCCCCAUGGGAUCCACUUUCUUCGUCGUCGUCCCCUGCUACGUCCGUCAGAUUAGCUGAAAUUUACUCGUAGUCCCGUCUGUGAAAUUACCCGCGUCUUCCCUUCGCCGCCAGUAAUCGGACAAGUCUCUGUUUCUUGUUGUUAGUUCCCUGGUUCCUUGAUCUUGCGCAAGUGCUCUGUGGGUAUUCUUCAAGCUUUUUUCUGAUCAUCAUCUACCGGCGUCCUCGUUGGUUCCUGGAGAUCUUUGGUUUUGUUUCCUGUGUUUCUUGGGUGUUGAUCUGUUGCUCUGCUGGAAGAUAAAAGAAAGUGUUGAAAACUUCUUGAGUUGAGGGGGUUGGGAAGUGUAGUUAUGGUGUGCCAAGCAGCAAGCCAAACGAGAUUCCGGGCAUUGAAACAUGAAAACGGGAUCGCUGGGAAUGCAACCAUCAUUGUCAGAGUAAUAGCGUGCUUUCAACCUCUUCAAGAUUGCCAGGCUGAAUACUUUCGUCAUUUGCUUAAACCUGUCACGUAGAUUGAUUUUGCUCCUUCGUGUUCCUCUUAAGCUGGUGUUCUUAGUUUUUUCCUCUUGUUUCUCAAUCAAAUAGCAAGCAAUCAGCCACUUCUAAUAUUUCAACGUCCAUCAGGUGAUUGUUUUUGUUGGAUGGGAGAAGCCAGUGGGUUCCCGCAGCAGCCCGCACCUUGGCAAUUGCCUAAUUCGGAGUUGCCAAAUCUCCAAAUGAACUUGGGGUAUCCAGGUCUCAUCUCAGGCCAGAAAAGUGGUGGCCAGCAAAUGUUUCCUCCUGGUCGAGUCUCACCACCGGAUAUGUUUUCUGGAGUACCUAAUCCUCGGAUAAGCCAAUCUUAUGAGCCUCAAGGGUGGUUUUAUUGCUUACCGCGCUUCCGGCAAGCUUUGGCCCCUACUUCAGACAAUUUGGUUUUAGAAGACAAGCUCCCUACUACCACUUUUGAGAAAUGGAGGGAUUUCAGCAUGCCUAAUACUGGCACUGUUGGCGCACAGAAGAAAUUUGUUGUUUUUGAUCGCUCGGGUGAUCAGACUACUUUGAUAUACAGUUCUGGGAAUGGAGUUCCUACCGAGCGCCUACCUCCAUGGACUACAAAACAACUUUGUCCUAGAAGUGCUGUCAAUGAUAUUGUAGGGAGCAACACUGAUCAUAAUAAUCAUUUUGGGCCUCUAUCGGUGGAGAGAAUACAUGAAAACCCAGAAACUGAUGUGCAAAGCGAGAUGCAGGAAGAUACAGAAGAGCUCAAUGCCUUGCUCUAUUCGGAUGAUGAUACUGACUAUUCUGAUGGCGAUGACGAUGAUGACGAAGUUACUAGUACUGGCCAUUCACCCAGUACGAUGACAGAUCACGAGCGACGUGGUUUGUCUGAAGAAAGUAACGAGGAGAUAGCUAGUUCAAUUUGGCCGGUUAAGAGGCGAAAGACUUCUGGCGGAGAUAAUAAUCAGCUGCCAUCUCUUAUGGACACUGCAACGUCUUAUCUGAACCAGUCUAUUGGGUCUGAGGAUGAUGCUAAAUCCAGUAGUGCUGAUGGAAAAAAGUACGCUUAUGGCUUGGCUUCUAUAUCUGGUGACAAGAAAAUCAAAAGGGAGAGAAUCCGUGAGACUGUCAACAUUCUGCAAAGCAUAGUUCCCGGCGGGAAGGAAAAGAACGCCAUUGUGAUUCUUGAUGAAGCCAUCAACUACUUGAAAUCCUUGAAGCGCAAAGCCGAGGCACUUGGGCUAGCCCCAUAAAUCCGUAUGUUUCUCUGCCAGUGGUCUGGCGCUAUUACAAGUAGUCCUAUGUUCCUGCUUCUGUUUAAUUAAUAGUGAAUGUAAUGUCUAGCGUGUGCAAAAUAAGUUCGAAGACGGUGGUGUUCGAACGCACGGGCCCUUGUGCAUAUGGCAAAACCGGAAGGGGUCUCUCUAUAGCGAUCGGUGUGGAACACAAAAGUUGUCCUCAACUCUCUAAGGCUGGAGCAUUUUGUCUGAGCAGAGCAGCACCCUUUGCAGUCCCAGCAAAAGGGUUGAAUCAUCAUCAUCAGUCUAUAUUUUAGGGUUUAGUGAAAGUAGGACUCAAAGUUUGGACUGAGCAAAGGAGUUGGAUGUGUGAAUGAGCAGACCAAGUGAAGAGGGGAUUUGCACGCCUCUUAUUGUCCUGGGUCCCGACCCUCACUUUCUCCCAUCCCUUUUCCUGAACUUAGUGCUGUUUUAUCCUUUUGUGGGUCACCCCCCUUUUCGUGUAAAAAAAGAGAGAGAGAGAGAGAGAGAUCUCCCCUCCCCACUCGAACCUCCUUUUAUCAUGCUUGAAAUCCCCCCCUUUGGGAGAUGGGUUAUUUCCAUGCACAAGUCAUAAUCCCCCCCACCCAAGAGAAGAGGAGGAAGGCUCCCGUGUUCUUUCCGGUGGUGCUUUUGCUUUUUACUGUUGGUGGUUGCUGCGAUUUGUGUGAAAAGUGGGAUUGUAAUUAUAAAAAAAAGCUCCUGGUGGGUAGAGAAGGCAUGUCUUUGCUAUUAUGUAUGUUGGCGGUGCGCUUUGGUGUAAACUUUUGAAUUUCUUUUUUCUGCUUUCGUGAAACUACUUUCUGUUGGUGUGAAAUGUCAAAUGGGCGUGCUCCGUGUGAUUUUAUGUUCUUCGUGGGUUUGGUUGUAUUUUCCCUUUUUUGGCUCCCUUCUUUCUCGGCAGAUGCCCAUUGAAUUCGGUUGGUGCUA
Molecule: messenger RNA, 3089 nt
Organism: Eucalyptus grandis
Lineage: Eukaryota; Viridiplantae; Streptophyta; Magnoliopsida; Myrtales; Myrtaceae
Product: transcription factor bHLH143
Exons: 4
Coding region: 1044-2135 (363 amino acids)
Molecular function (GO): protein dimerization activity
Source: RefSeq, a predicted model, not a curated record